ACUCAAGCCUCCAACAUUCUCGAAUAGUUUACUCAUAAAAACACCCUUCGGUUUUAGGAUGUCGCGUGUCAAGAGUGGGAUUGUUACCGAAUGUUCUGUGAUCCAGACUCGAGACCCCUGAUGAGCGCGUGAGGAGCGCGGCACCACAGCUGCAGCAGCGCGGAGCUCGGCGCCUCCCGACUGCUAGGCCAAGGAUUGCCAUGGAAACAUGCAGUUUGAGAGUGAGAUGAGAAAUCAUUAAGAGAAUCAAUGUCUAAGGGAUAACACAAAGCAUGUCCACAACAGCCGACAUGACUGUAUGAAGCCCGCUGGUCAAAUUCAUUGUAGCCAAGAACAAUAUAGUGAGAGGAAAGAGUGUACUCAAACAGGCUUCCUGCUGAAAUGGAACCAGCGCACACUUGGACUUAAUACAGAAUCAUUGCAGACAUAUAUACAUAAAUACAUAGAUCUUGAUAUACAAUCUUGGGGUAAUGAGCCACCUGUCAGGUCACUCUAGCGCUGUUCAUUUGGCUUGUGACACUCUGGCUGACAAGAAAUACAGCAAUGCUGAGGGCCCCUCUCCAUGGGAGGGGGAUGAAGAGUCUGGGGGCACAUCUGUAGGACCCACUUGCUCUGAUCCAGCCAACUCACUACAUUACAGCCUUUUUUCAUCUCCCUCUUUGGCUAAUGGCCUGCAAAGUCAUGAAAACCAGCUUCAACAUAAGACAAGGAGACGGAGGCAUACAGUAUAUGUGGAGCAAAUACACACACACGAACAAAUGCACAUUCAGCAAAACACACAACCACAGAUAAAAACACCCCAGCAAUUACACCCACUCACACAGACAAGCACACACCUGCAGCCUUGUACACACAUUCCAAUGGAUACACAUAUGUGGAUGGACACAAACAUACUAACACACAAGCGCAGACAAAAGGACAUAUGCGCACCUACGGGCAGUGGCUCCUCAAUUAUGGAGCUGGACCCUUCCCUUAUCCCAGAGGAAUUGUCUUUAACUCCCAAGACUGAAGCACAUAAUCUCUGUGUUCUGUCACCGCCUUUGUUACACACCACCCCUCCGCCAAAGAAUCUGACACCUCCUCAAUACAACCCUUUGUCUUUACUCAAGGAGGAGAUAGAACACAACUCAAUGUCUCAACUAGAAAUCGAUCACAUCACCAACCUGGACCACAUACGUUUAACAGACCAAACCACUGUCAUGACCUCUAUAGAGGCUGAGAGGAAGUAUACCCUGCGGAGCUCUGGUCGGCCACGUUUCCCCUGCCAUCUUCGGAAAUCAUCCCGUUUACGUAGAGCUGCUGAGGAAACCAUGUUUAAAAGAGAACUGGACCAAAAGGAUGAAGAGGAGGGAAAUAGAGUCUGGAUAACGGAGGACAUUAGGCCAGUGGAGGAGCGUCCUCCAGAGGUGGCUGUGGCAGCCUCAUACUUUGAGGUUUUAUCAGCGCCAGCCGAUGCAGCACAUGUUACUCCAAGUCAUAUAAUGAAAACAUCAGAAGGAGAGGGCAUUCUUACUCACCACUCAGUUAGAGGAAGGCGACAGGCACGUUUUACGGGUGUAAGAAGGAUUGUGGUGAAAGUAGCCAGAAUACCUGUUCACAUGAGCCGACGACAGAAAAGCUACAAAAUCUCCUCAUUGGAGCCGGUGUGUGCUGGACCCCAUGGGGAGGGGCUUGAGGGAGAUGUAGGUGGUGAGUCAGGAGCUAAUGUUCCCAGAGAGCCCACUCCUCUUCUCCGCAUGAAAAAUAACGGAAAGAGUGUGAUGGUGAUGUUUCCACCUGGAAAACUUCCUGUCAUCUUGAAGCGGCGUAGGGGACGCCCUCCUAAACAGACGUUACCAGGGCAUCCUGACAUUCAUGAGACCAGAGUAGGAGCAGCUAGUGCAGCAGAGCCCAAAAAAAUAAGGAGACGACGGACAGUAAAGCUACCAUUUCCACAGCCCUCAUAUGUUAAUGAUACCUAUGAUGUUAAAGUAGAAUAUGCAGAUGUUCUCUCCAAACUGGCCUUCUUGAACAAGCAACCUCCCAGUACUGGCCGCUGCUCCCCUCCACGCUGCUGGACCCCAACAGAGCCUGAGACUUUUCAUAUACCACCAGAAAAUCCAUCCCUUUCCACUCUUUUGCACCGUCUCACAGGGUUCCGCCGGAGAGGUGGUCGUGCAGGCUGUAUGGGGAGUAGGGGAGGGGGUGCUUCUGGAUAUUCUGAAUCCUUUAAGAGGUCAUUCAGUGACUUCUUUGAAACAAUUGGCAAGAAAUGGAAAGCCACCAAAUCUGAACUAGGAACUCCUCAAAAAAGAGGCAAAGGAGUUGCUAGGGGAAUAACUAGGGCAUCUUUAGGUGACUCUGCACAAGGGGAGAAAGUUAGAAAACGGCAGUCACGAAAGAAUGGGGCAUUAAAGAAUGGACCGAAUGCUCAAGAACAAGACUGGCAAAAUGGGAUCAGUGGUUGGAUAGGGAAAGCUGACAGAGAUUUUUCUGAGAAAGCAAGUAGUUAUCAGAGUCCUUGUUCCCCUCGAGGAAAUUUUCAAACCAGUGAGACUAUUAAGGGGGGGAUGUACCACAGCCCUGGCAUGAGAGGUGUGGGCAGUGGAGAGGAGUCUCAGGGUAUGUUUGCAGGAUACUUUCGUUCCCUACUUGAUUCUGAUGACUCCACUGACUUGCUAGACAACUCUAUGUCCAGUCCUGCUGGACGUCAGGAAAGCUGUAAACUUACCCCAGGAUAUGAGGGUGGCAGCCCAGGUGCAGCCCACCCUUGGUCUACUGCCUUUUGUAAAAGAAGUCCUAAAAGAGUAGCCUGUCUUGGGGAAGGGGCCCCAUUAAACUCACCACAAACUCAGGCCAGCUCAGCAACUAACCCCUCAUAUCCAUAUAGUGGUUCACAGCCUUCUCCCACCCCAUCCUUCCCUAAAUCCCCUGCUCUCUUGCUUUCCUGUUCACCUAGUUCUCCCCAUCCAUCUGGAGGUUUUUCUCAAUAUCCACCUAGUUGUAGUGCUGGGGUCCCUCAAGGAGGACGCAUUCACCCUCUCCCUCAACAGCAGAAACAACAGCAAAGGCUAAGUGACUGUAGCUAUGCAUAUGGCGCAAAAACUCCCUCCGUUCCUUCAGCACAGUGUCAGAUGAGUUAUUCGAAUUACCAGGGAUCUGCCAAGCGAAAUUAUAGUGGAUAUCCAGGCCCAACCCAUUCAACCAUACUGCGAGGUGACUCUUGUCCAACCUCACCAGGAGGAAGCUAUUUUUCAAUGUCAAAGUCUAGCCCCUACACAUUAACUUCCUCUCCCCCUGACGGUUGUAGACAAUACACCACCACAGCACAGUGGGGGUAUAGACAAUUAGGAAAUAAUUGGUGUGGUGAUGCAUAUGGGAGUCAUCAGUUUCAUGGUUACUCUGACUAUGGCGUUGCCGGAACUGGUUCAGAAUCCAAAGACAUUUUGGACAUCUCAAACUACACACCCCAAAAAGCCAAAAAGCGUCCCUGCCCUGAAACUCUCUCUGAUUCCUCCUCAGACUCUUCUCAUACUGGUGGAGGGGGGAUGGGUGCAAUGGGGGGAUCAUUUCGCCCAAGGGAUGUUCCUAUGCCUGAGGGGCAGUCUAGCCUUUCAAGCCUGGAGAAGCUAAUGCUUGACUGGAAUGAGAAUUCAGCAGGCCCCUCUUACAACUGGAGUCAGAAUGUACUAUUCCAAGGGGGGACAAAACCAGGUCGUGGCCGAAGGAAAAUGUCUGACAUACACAAUGAGAAGGAAGCAUGCUCUGUUCCCCCAGAAUCCCCUGCCAGCCCUCCUAUGCAAGGAGGAGGGCCAAAACGUAGUGCUAAAGGUGGAAGACAGCACAGGGGAGCCAGAGGCAGGGGAGGAUUCUCAUCUUGCCAUAGAGAACGACAACCACCACAAAAAACAAAAACUCAAAAGCCUACAGCCCCAUCAAGUUCAAGUCAAAUAGGUUCAGGGGUUGUAUACCAGGAAUCAUUGGACUACUACAGUGGAGAUAGUAGCAGCCUAUCACCUCUCAGCCAUGCCCCAGAGUCAUGUGAAUACCCCUCCCCAUAUUCUGUUCACACUUCUACUCCUUCCUCAGAUGAGCGAUUUGCACAUGUCUACCCUCCAGACUCUGCCUCUGUGUCUCCUAGUUUAUCUAACCAGUCAGAUGUCUUAAAGCAGUACCCUAAACCUGGGCCUCCCUCACAGACUUAUGGCCAUAUGGCCAGGACUUUCAGUCCAACCCUGUCCCCAACCCCUCGCCUCUUGCCACAGUGUGGUUCCGUCAUGAGUCCACACCGGGUUCCAAAAGAUCAGUUAACCCAGUAUGAUUCCCCGAGUUAUAGUGGCUCUCCAUGCUGGUAUGGGCAAGUAGGAAGUGUCGCUAGCAGCCCCCAAACCUUUGAAGAACAGCGACCACCAGCAGUCUCCUUGCCCCCCCACAAACGGGACAUGCCAUUGAUGAUCUCUGGGAUGAGGGUUCUGUCCAAUUCACCGUACACCUCCCCUUUAGACAGAGGCCCUACCACAUCCACUUUCUGUGUGAGUGGAACUCUGGACUCUUCCUCUCAGCAUGAAGAGAUGGGUUAUCAUGGUAACUUAGAAAGCUAUGCACCCCUUGGACACCGUUAUGCACCCCAAACUGCCCGGAGAGGGGUUCUCUGCCAGCUUCUUGACCAGCCCAGUGAUGAAGGAUUCACAGUUACCAGCCUGUAGCUGGAAUUAUCAUGGCAUUGCUGAAGAGAUGACCCUUUUCAUAUUUUUAAUAUUUUUUAAAGGAUAAGAUUUGGAAGACACUUACUAAAUUGAGACUGAGGAGAUUCACAGCCAUGGACUAAAUAAAGACUUCUCCAGCAGUGACAAUCAAGAUAAAAAUUCACACACAUGCACAGACACACACAGAAACACACAUGCACCAAUGCACAAACAAAUUCUAUGUCCACAAUACAUUCACAUGUACUUGCUUAUAAACUUUCGUAUGUUGACAUGCAAAUGCAAAAGCCUGUGCGAAUAGACAUACACUCACAAACUAACAAUGCUGCACAGCUUGGGCUAGGGAUUUUUGAAAGGACCGAAUGGACACUGCUAGUAUCAUGAAGAAACCAAUUUGAUGAAAAGCAGGGAACAGCAUGUCCUUUUCUUUAGAGUGUAACUGUGCAAAUGGGAAUUCCACAUUUUAGUGAUACCCAAAAACUACACUUUUUGUGCGAGACCACACAAAAGGUUUUUGAAUACAUCCUGUUCCUUUUUCUCUAUCUGGUUUUAGUCUCAAAACCUCCUCUGAUUAUGUCCCAGAGGAGAUAAUUUACGUUAUCCCUAAAGGUCCACUUCCUUCAGCAUCUAUAAAUUAUGACACUGCACAAACUCUACCAUCUCACUCCAAGUUCUAUAUGUUUUUUAAAAGCCAGCACUUGUACAUAAGCUACUCAAACAGUUCCAUCAAUAGAGGAGAUCAUUGCAAUGAAACAACAACAGAAACACAAGUCCAGCUAAAAGAGCAACAAUGAGUGUUUCAGAACUGCUUUAAGGACACAUGAGGGGAUACCAGUUUUAUUUGGCUUUAUAUAGUUUAGCUUGGGUUUGUACAAGUGCAAUUUAAUUAAUAUUUUUUUAACAAAGGCCUGGACUGGUUCAACAGGAAUGUUUCUCAACUUGAUCCAUUCAACCAUCGCUCUGAAACUGCAGCAUGAUCACCUUGUUUUUGUCCACAGGAGGACAAAAAAAACAUGCACUGGCCCCAAAAUAUGCUGUGCUUGUCAAGCUGUUUAGAGGCCAAGGCACUUUCCACCCUUGACAUGAUCCUGGAACUCAGGGUGUGGACAACGCAUAUUCUCCUGCCCAUCCUCUUUUUUCUUUCUUCCCUCUGUUCCUAUUUCUUGUGGUCCACUGUGUCGUAUAGUGUUUUUUUUUUGUGAUGAAAUAUUGUAUCUGUCCGUUCCAUAUACUGUAUCUGAGAUGAAAAUAUUUAAAUACACUUUCUGUUCUGAUCAUUGUUUAAUUUUGUCCUGCCUCUGAUCUGUGGUUUGGAGAAAUUAGAUCAAUAUGAAACUAAGGAAAGUGUCCAUUGGUGGCCAACUUGGUAGCCACCAAUGGACCCUUUCCUUAGUUUCAUAUUAAUCAUAUAGAUAAUAUUAACAUUUAACAACAUGUCAGUUCACGUUCAGAUGCCUGUUCAAUUAGUUAAUGAUCAAAAACAUAGAUUACUAAAACAAUAAAGCUUUAAAAAUGAUUCGCUAAGGAUAAGAUGUAUCGCUGAGUUUGCGUGCCAUUUCUUAUCAAAAGAUUAUGUUUUCUGAGAGCAGUUUCUGUGACUUGUUUGUAUUCAGGGCUGUGCAGCACUGCUCAGGCAUUUGGAAUGAGGCAAUUGCGCUUUGGGCAUCAGACAUUCUCACAGUUUAGAUGAGGACACGAGCGGAGAUGUGAGACAGAAAAAAGACUGUGUUUGAAUUAUGGAAUUUAUGGAAAGGAAGUGAUUUGAAUGAAGGUGGAUGAGAA
Molecule: messenger RNA, 6464 nt
Organism: Xyrauchen texanus (razorback sucker)
Lineage: Eukaryota; Metazoa; Chordata; Actinopteri; Cypriniformes; Catostomidae
Product: transcription factor Gibbin-like
Exons: 5
Coding region: 471-4685 (1404 amino acids)
Source: RefSeq, a predicted model, not a curated record